Molecule: messenger RNA, 1952 nt
Organism: Oncorhynchus kisutch (coho salmon)
Lineage: Eukaryota; Metazoa; Chordata; Actinopteri; Salmoniformes; Salmonidae
Product: ras-related protein Rab-32
Exons: 3
Coding region: 193-834 (213 amino acids)
Biological process (GO): endosome to lysosome transport; phagosome-lysosome fusion
Cellular component (GO): late endosome; lysosome; Golgi apparatus
Molecular function (GO): GTPase activity; GTP binding
Source: RefSeq, a predicted model, not a curated record
UUUCCGGGUCCUAUGACUCCGUGUCAUAUGAUGUGUUUUUGAACAAGGGGGGAAGGGAAGUAGAGCACUUUCUAUUGUAGUUAGUUACCAUAUUUCCAAACAGCACAGAAACAGUUUCCCAUUGCCUCAUCCUGUGAGAGAAAAACAAGGUGUUGAAUUUGAGAAAGUCACUGUCAUUCGGACUUUCACACUAUGGCGGGCGGAUCUGUAUCGGAGUGCAAGGAAUACUUGUUCAAAGUCCUUGUCAUCGGGGAGUUAGGUGUGGGGAAAACCAGCAUCAUCAAAAGAUACGUCCAUCAGUUAUUUUCCCAACACUACAGAGCGACUAUUGGGGUCGAUUUUGCGCUCAAAGUUAUCAACUGGGACAGCAACACGCUGGUGAGGUUACAACUAUGGGAUAUCGCAGGCCAGGAGCGAUUCGGAAACAUGACGCGGGUGUACUACAAGGAGGCGGUGGGGGCAUUCGUGGUGUUUGACGUGACGAGGGGCUCCACUUUCGAGGCAGUGUCCAAAUGGAAGCACGACUUGGACAGCAAGGUGAAACUGGCCAAUGGGAGCCCUAUACCCUCGGUGCUGCUUGCCAAUAAGUGUGACCAGAAGAAAGAGAGCUCCAAAAACACUUCCCUCAUGGACAACUUCUGUAAAGAGACUGGCUUCCUGGGCUGGUUCGAGACCUCGGCUAUGGACAACAUCAACGUGGACGAGGCAGCUCGGUUCCUGGUGGAGAACAUCCUGCUGAACGACAAGGGCCUGCCAUACGAGGAGAGCAACGGUGACCCCAUCAAGCUCGACCAGGAGACGGUGGCUGCUGAGAGCAAGCCAGGCUGCUGCUAGCUCUGAGGACUCCUACUGCAUCCACCUUUCAACCUCCUCCCACUGGAUCAAUCAAUCAAUCAAAUGUAUUUAUAAAGCCCUUUUUACAUCUGCCGAUGUCACAAAGUGCUAUACAGAAACCCAGCCUAAAACCCCAAACAUCAAGCAAUGCAGAUGUAGAAGCACGGUGGCUAGAAAAAACGCCCUAGAAUGGAAUGAACCUAGAAAGAAACCUAGUGAGGAACCAUGCUCUGGGGGGUGGCCAGUCCUCGUCUGGCUGUGCCGGGUCGAGAUUAUAACAGGGUAGCACCUCAGGCCAGCUCACACAGAGGGCCUAGAGGUCAAGGACUGGGUCUCCUAGCCCCACCCCUCCCCUAUGUCCAUUAACCCUGGACCGCCUCAACACCCUUCCAAACCUUAGCCGCAGUCUUCUGUAUCUAUAUGAUCACACCGGGCUGCUGUUCAGGAAGGGCGUGACCCUGAACCCCAUAUCCCACCCCAAGCUGUCGUUACACUGGACCCAUGCCCCCUGUCCAAUGACCCUGCGGAAGGGCUACUGUCCAGGGAGUGGGUUUCGUCAUACCCUAGCUCACUGACAAUUACGCAUGCAACUGUCUUGUUUCAUAAUGGUGCCAUGAGUUCUCUUUUUUUUUUUUCAUAGUUUUUGCUGAAGGCCUGAACAAAGGUGGGACUAAGGAUGUACCAUAAAUAAAUGUGUGUUUUAUCAUGAUGAUCUGUGGAGUAUCUUCCAGUGUUCUUCUAGGCAAUGCUAGUCACACACGGACAACAACAAAAAAUACAUUUAUCUUGAAAGAAAGAACAAAUAGAAGGAAGGUGCCAUUGGAACUCAGAGAGAAAUCCCUGAGAGACUUGAUGUCUCAGUAAUAGUACGAAAGAGUACAUCUAAGAUGUGUAUUUUUUUUUUGUACAUUUGUGUUUGAUCAUGUACUGUAUAAUUCCUGGUGAGGUACAUCAGGCGGUGGAGGGAACCCUCGCACUACCCAAGCAGUUGAGAAUCCUAGGCAAGUGUAAAUUAUUUUUUUAAACACUGUGCGGGGUCUAUUAAGUUUACGUGUGAAAAUAUACUUUGAAACUACUACUAAAAACUAAAAAUAAUAAACAUUUUUUAAUUGAUAAUA